Molecule: messenger RNA, 642 nt
Organism: Fomitiporia mediterranea MF3/22
Lineage: Eukaryota; Fungi; Basidiomycota; Agaricomycetes; Hymenochaetales; Hymenochaetaceae
Exons: 2
Coding region: 1-642 (213 amino acids)
Source: RefSeq, a predicted model, not a curated record
AUGUCAAGCAGCAGCCAAAGCAGCUCGGGGCUUACUGAGAAAAGUCUCAGUGAAAUCGCUCCAGGCAUGCUUGUCUUUGUUGUGAAUGAAGACUUUGUCAACAUUAGUAACUUCCUCGGAUCCAAGUUAUCAAAGAGCUCAAGACCAGAUAAAACGAAGCAGAGAGGUCAUUUCGAACUUGUGGUUGAAGUACACUCCGACUCUGUUGAAACAGUUAUGAUGACAAGCUUUUCAGGAGCAGAGAAAUUGGACGGGACAAUACCUCGGGAUAGAUGGAAAUUCUGCGUGCCAAUUUAUCCGGCUGCUACAGAAGACAAUGAACAAUAUGGACCAGUUUCAUUUGUACCCGGAAAAGGGACUGACAAGCAUGGUACAGGUGGCUGGCUCACUGUCCAAUCGACGUCCAUAAUAAGGCCAAAUAGUAACGGAAAGUAUAAAGUGAAAGAGACUGACAUGGACCGAAGCUUUCUGUCGUAUCUGCAGUACCUCGGUAGGUCAAACUCUGGGUUCUACACUCAGAGCAUACAGCAAGGGGGACAACGCAUCAGCACCAGUGAAGGACAGGCUAUGCUGUUGAAAAGAGGCAAGAAACAUGAGGGCAAAGGCAAGAAGGACAGAGGAUCGUCAAGUAGAAAUCCUUAA